UCGCGCAGGCGCGGCACGCACCACCGGCAGCGGCGGCGAUGGGCGGGCGGCUGGCCCGCGCGUUCCGGAAUUUCAACGUGGAGAGCCGGGCCCGCCGGGAGAUCAGCAAGGAGAAGCCCACCCCCGCGCCGCGGCACUCCACCUCCCGGCUGGACAAGCUAACCGAGCACCUAGGGAUACAAGAAGAAAUUUACAGAAAGGACGACAAGCUCCUCACCUUGUUAAAAGAUGUUUAUGUCGAGUCCAGAGAUCCACCUGUGCGGGUAAAAGAUGGAGGUGGCGAACAUCUUCCCUGUAAACAGGAGGAAAAGAGACUUACAAAACUAGGCCACUUGGGAGAUCUAGAUGUUAAGAAAGUUCCCAAAGGCAAAAUUUCCAUUGUGGAGGCUCUGACGCUUCUUAAUAAUCAUAAACUUCAUCCUCAAAUAUGGACCGCAGAGAAAAUAGCAGUGGAAUACAGUCUGGAACUGAAGGAGGUCAACUCUCUUCUGGAGUUCUUCAUUCCUUUCACUGUGCAGGAAUUUCCUAAAGAAACCAAAAAAGCUAUAAAGCCAACAUAAAAAAUACCUACCAAAACCGUGUGUGAUCUCACUCGUGUCUUAAUUUUACUCUUGAGUAUAUUCAGUGUCUGAAAAGAGUUGAUAACGUAUCAUCCAACAAGGCUGCUUCCUUAUACCAGUAAGAUGUAUUAAAGCAAUUCCAUUCUAUAUUGGAUGGCUUCAGUUAAAUGCAGCAAUUAUAGGGUACGGUUUGUAAACCAGAAUCUAAUAAGUUGUAUAAGAGCAUGUCACGUGAUUCCGAUUAUCCCACCCACAUGUUAUGAGUUCAGUUAAAACAUGCAAGUUCUUAGUGAGAACUUUACCUUAACAGGUUGCCUUUCUUAGCAGAGACUUCCUGGCCUUCAGCUGAAUCAGUGCUCUGUGUGUAUUAGCUCUGCAGUUUCAUGUUACAGUGUUCUUUCAAGGAGUUGCUGUCAAGGUGUGCAUAUAUACAAACAGCUGUAUUUCUUUUGUAUAAGAAUGGAAUAGUAUUUAUACUUUGUAAAGAAGGUUAACCACGAGAUCAUUUGGGAAAUUCAGCUGUGUCAAACUUAAAAUAAAAAGAAGGUGAAUAGCAAGAAGGCCUCUUUCUGAUGCUGGAACAGUAGUGGCUGAUGUUUAGCUCCUCUUCCAUUCUAUUCUGAUUUAGCUUAAAUAUCUGCACCUUGCCAGGUACUGUCUGUCAGUCAGUGAAUUGUAAAGAGUGAUGAUCUUUUAGCGUCAGUCUCUUGCAGCAGUCUAUGGCACCUACUGUAUGAGAAAUAAUGGUUCAUAUUAUAAUUAAUAGGUAGCUAUGAAAUGCAACUGGAUCUAAUUGGACCCCCUAGUACGUCUUCUGUAAAUGUCUGCCUGUCCUGUUACAAUAGCCCUUUUUCCCCAUGGAGGCCUUGUCUGACUUAUCCAGAUGUGGGCUAGACCAGGUCAUGUUUGCUUACAGUAAGUUACCCAUGUGCUACCAGAUAGAAGAUGAAGAGCAUCUUUUCCAGUUGUUAGUAAAGGACAACACAAACUGUGAGGUGGUGACAGUGGAUUGUAACCUUGAUACUGUGACUAUUCAGGUCUGUGCAGGUAAGGAAGAAGUUUUGUACUGAUGAUUAAUGCUCUAAUGAAAACUGGUUCAUGUUUUUCCAGAUAAGUGGGGAGGGGGGGUGGUGAGGGCAGGUAAUCAGAACUGAUCUUUAAAAAUGCAUUAUGGUUGCCUUCAUUCAAAAGAAACAAAACCCCAAAACUUAAUUUUAUGCGGCACUAACAUUCCUAGUGCCCAUCACCAAAGAAACUGAAUUUAUUAAGAGGGUGGAAGUCAGUACCAGGCCUAUAAUGUAACUUUCUUUUUAAGAACUUUUCUGCCAGGUCUUACACUCUGGUAAAUAGCUUACCAAGAAGAUGAUCAGCUUUGCUAUUUCACACCAAGAUUCUUUCCACUUCUCUCUCUGAGGUAGAACAAGGUAUUUGCAGUACAGUUUGCCACAGUGUAUUCAAGGUUUUGCUUGAUUCAUUUCUGAAGUACGUAACGCUGUACCUUAGUGGAAGAUGACACCUGAGUGCAUUGUGUAAAAAUUUGAAAUUGUUAGUCUUUGGAUGUGUGGAUUGGGGAUAGGCUUGUCAUUCUUCCUGUAAUGUAAUGGGGACAGAGCUGCACUCUGAAACUAAUGCAUCUGAGUUACGUACAAUGUUAAGAUUUUUUUGUUUUCCACAAAAUACUCUGUUUUAUAGAAUGUUGUAACAGAAAUACUUUAUUGUUUGAGUACUGUUCAUCCUAAUGUAAUACUUAAGGUAAUACUCAGAAAACAGCUGUGGAAUGCAUUUGGUACAGAUGCUGUUAUUAUUGGAGAUGCUGUGAUUUCCUUCUUUAAAAAUGAAUUUUAAUUAGGUAUUGGAGUUGAUGAAAAAGUCACUACAGUCGGCACCAGACAACAGCUUAACCGUGCCCCUUGACUAACUUGGUAUGUAUUUUGGCUUUCAUCUGCCUUUGUGAACUGUCUUGUGAUGUGGCUACACCGUUACAGUACCCUGUUUUAUGUAGAAAGCCCCUAGAGGCAUUAUGGUAUAUUACUGCUUUGCUUCCACUCUUCAGCAGGCACGUGAUGUUUGGUGCUCAUCAUGUUCAAUGCUCCAGCCAUAUCUUCAGGACAAAAUCCUGUCCAUGAAUGGGAUGAUUGCAAAGCUAUCCCUGGUUUCUCUGGAGCCAGGAUCUCGUCCUCAGCAUAUGUUGUCCAUGGUGGGGAAGCAGGCAGGUCCCACAGCCCAGAGGUGGUCCAGGGAUCCAUCUCCCUGGAAGCAGGUGAACUGCCAGUGGCCGAGAAGGUUCCUCUGGAGUAGGGAACUUCUCCAGCACAGCAUGUUCGCUUCAAAAAAUUAGAUGAAAUGCAGUUUGCCGUUGGCACACAGAUUCUUCUGCUGGUCACCUGCCCCACCUGCUGGGCAAUGUCAAACCAGCAUUACGAAGGCAUUGAUGGUAUGGGAUCAUGUAAAAUCUGUGCCUUUAUCUAUCCAAAUUAUCCAUAGUCUGAAUGUUUAGCUUCCUCUGUCUCUUCAGACAUGGAGUGUUUUACUUGCCCAGAGCUCACAAGAAGAUCCAGGAGCAUGGAUCUUUUCUCUUUGCUCUGGUGGGAAAGCCUGUCCUGAUCAAGCACUCAACGCUACCAUCUUGUCCUGUGUAGGCUACUGGCCACAGCCAGCUGCAAGGUCCUUGGCUGUGGGUGCUUAAGCUGUGUUCAAGUGGUGCCAGUGUUGAACUGACAGCAAGGGAGGCCUGACCAGGGCAGGUGAGCUUCAGGUGCAAAUGGAUUGUGGCACUUGAGACUGUGGCAGUUGUAUGCCUGAUGUGCUAUUAGCAAUCAAAACACUGUGUCGGUACCUGUUCUUAUUAAAUCUGUUUCGAGCAAUCUACAAGUCUAAUGAAUUCUGUAACCUUUCACGGUUUAGGUACUGCUGUGUUGUUACCAGAGCUAAGUGUUUUCUGCUGAAAAAAAACCCCAGAAAACAUGGAUUAAUUUCUCUUAGAAACUCAGCAUUAGUUUUCUUGGUCUGAAACAGAGGCUUAGAUUUACAUGAGGCGACAGCAGCACAUCUCCUGCAGCGUGCUGGAGGGAGCGCACUGCAGGAGCUCCUGCGGCUCUGUGGGAUGGAGUGGGGUUUGAUGUGUCUGCUGCCAGAAAGAGAAUUUAAAAAAUGAAUCUGCCAAGGUGGUUCUUCUGUGACUAUAGUGCAAAAUCCCCCUUGGGCGUGGGUUGCUUCAGUUGCUGAAGUUCUGUCCUUAGGUGAGGUGUUUUGGCCUCCUGAUGGGAGUAGUGCUGCUGUAUUACCCAGGAGAGAAGUGACUGGGGACAGGAUAGACCCUGUAAUCAUUUCCUAUAAGGAUUCCUUGCAUGGGAAUGGAAAACUCAAGGCGUCUUGCAGGACUAAGGCUCUUGGGCCACUACUUUUUAGAAAGCUGAGGGAGGUGAUGGUGUGGCUGAACAAAUCCUACCUUUGAAAUAGUCACCCAGCGGCAGCCGCACCUGUGAGCUGGGUUCACCCAGGGAAUAAGGGAUCCCACUGCUGAUGAGCUGCAAAUAGUGCUGGUGAAAGCUAGAUUGGGUCCUGCCAGGGGUUGCUGUAAGUGGAAGCCUGAAUGUAAAGUCACAGCUGGGAGCUCUGCUUACGUGAGAGAUCGGGGCUCUGCAGAAAGGACAAGACUGCUGGCGACUUGGGUGCAGCUGGGAGUGCAGAGCUGGUUAUAAUUGCCUGUGUUGGCAGAGGGAAAAAGAGAUAAAGGUGAAGUCUUCUGAUUUUCUCUGAACUAAAGUACUCCCUGUUAUUAAUUGCACAGGGCUUUGUUCCCAGGAAAACCAACACAGCACAGUUUGUGACUCGGGCAGUUUUGACUCUACCCAGGCCAGAUGUUGGGUAUGAAGUAGGGGCAGAGUGCUGUAAGCCUGGGUGGCCAGAACCGUGUUGAGCUGCUGUAUGGACAGGUCUGUUGGGAGUUGUACAUUGUGUGCAUGUCACACCUGAUUGUCUUCUGUCUUGGUCUCUGGUGUUUGCAGCACAGCACUGUAGCCUAAAGGAUGGCACAGGCUUGAUGGUUUGGUCUCCCCUCUUAAAGUGGGGAUGUGGAUCUGCAUCCCCCUUAAGGUGAAGUGGAAAUUGAAUGUUAGGUAGGAGUCUAGCUUAGCUGUCUCCAUGCCCCCCAAAAGCUGGAAACUAUGGAUCUCAUUUUAGUUGCAUAAUUCCUCUGCAUCAUGAAUUUCCUUCAUGAGCACCAAGUGUAGCAGAGCUCAAGUCCCUCUUGGUGGGGCUGAGGUGGAGAAGUGGUAGGGGCUGCAGCACAGUGGGUGCAGGAAGGGCUCACUGCUGCUCAGGGAGGGAAGCCUUGCUUGUUCCUUACCACUCCGACCCCUGUUCCCAGCGCUACAGCCCACUACAGCCCACCUCCUCUCUUUUUGCUAGCUUGGGCAAUUAGCAGACCAUGUUAUGAACCACUUUAAUUCACUAAAGUAGCAGAAAACAAAUCAAAACAGCUAUAUUUAAAACUGAGAAGGAGAAACCGUCUUUACUGUUGUCAGCAUCAGUGGCUGUCCUUUGGUUGGAGGUAGCAUCUAUUCAGCUUACUUCUAUUAUCAGCCAUGUGCCCACCAGAGGAAACAAGUUAUUAAAACUGGGUAUGUUUUUUGUGCACAAUAUAGGGGGGGAAAACCUGAACGUGCAGAGGUACCAAAAUUCUUCUGUGAAUUUUUGAAAUACAUUAUCCCCAAGUUAUUUGAUUUGGGAUGGGAAACGUAUUCUAAACCCUCUUUUUUAUAUUGUAAUAAAAUAUUUUGGCAUGAU
This is a messenger RNA of Harpia harpyja (harpy eagle), 5348 nucleotides long. RefSeq names its product NADH:ubiquinone oxidoreductase complex assembly factor 4 (gene NDUFAF4). The record is from RefSeq and is a predicted model, not a curated record. Gene Ontology annotation, biological process: mitochondrial respiratory chain complex I assembly. NCBI's taxonomy places the organism in Eukaryota, Metazoa, Chordata, Aves, Accipitriformes, Accipitridae. Gene Ontology annotation, cellular component: mitochondrion. The transcript has 4 exons. Bases 39 to 560 code for a protein of 173 amino acids.